CCUCCGCGUUUUGUUCACCGCGCUUCACUCAAACAUGGCACCAGACUUUUCCAAGAACGCAGUGGAGAGCCCGGAGCCCUGCAAAGCUGAAGUAAAAGGGAGUAUUCCCAGUUGGCUGCAAGGCACGCUGCUGCGCAACGGUCCCGGCAUCUUCUCUGUGGGGGACACCAGCUACGACCACUGGUUUGAUGGGAUGGCUAUAAUGAACAGCUUUGUCUUUAAAGAUGGUGAAGUGACCCACAGAAGCAGAUUCCUCAAGAGUGACACCUACGAAGCAAACAUGGCUGCAAACAGGAUAGUUGUGUCUGAAAUGGGUACAAUGGCCUACCCAGACCCAAGCAAGAAUUUUAUUGUCAAGGCAAUCACCUUUCUCAACCACACAGUGCCUGACUUCACUGACAAUGGUGCAAGCAAUUUCAUUAAAUACGGAAAGGACUAUUACGCCACCUCUGAAACAAAUUACAUCCGCAAGAUUGACCCUGUGACGCUGGAAACGCAGGACAAGGUGGACUACAUGAAGUACCUGCCAGUAAACUUGGUCUCAUCCCACCCGCACUACGACAAAGAGGGCAACGCCUACAACAUUGGAACUUCAGUGGCAGAGAAGGGCAAGACUAAAUACAUACUGUUCAAAGUCCCUGUUUCCUCAGAGAAAGACAAAAAAGGCAAGAAUGUCCCCGCGCUGAAGAAUGUGGAGGUGAUCUGCACACUUCCCUGCCGCUCCCUGCUCACACCGAGCUAUUACCACAGCUUCGGCAUGACGGACAACUACUUCAUCUUCAUUGAACAGCCUUUAAAACUGGACAUCCUCAAGAUGGCCACUGCGUACAUGAGGGGAGUCAAUUGGGCAAGCUGCCUAAAAUACAGCCCUGAGGAAAAUACUCUGAUCCACCUGAUAGACAGAAAGACUGGCAAAGAAGUGGAGACAAAGUUCUUCACCGAAGCAAUGGUCGUCUACCAUCAAGUGAACGCUUAUGAGGAUGAUGGUCAUGUGAUCUUCGAUGUCAUCGCCUACCGUGAUAACAGCCUUUACGAAAUGUUCUACUUCAGCAAGCUAAAGGACUACAAUGGGUACCACGAUGAUAGCUACUCCAAGCCAAGCUACAAACGAUUUGUAUUCCCUGUCCGCUCAGACAAGGGUGUGGCAGUUGGAGAGGACUUGGUAAAACUCAAAUACACAACAGCCAGUGCUGUGAAGGAGAAAGAAGGCAAGCUGAUAUGCCAGGCAGAGGUGCUUUGUGAAGGUUUUGAAUUGCCCAGGAUAAAUUAUGACAUCAACUGCAAGAGACAUCGGUUUGUCUAUGGGAGCUGCGUGGAAGAGUCUGCACUGGCAAAAGAGAUCGCAAAGUUUGACACAGAAACCAAGGAAAAGGUUUCCUGGAGUGAAGAAAACUGCUGGCCGUCAGAGCCUGUGUUCAUCCCCAGACCAAAUGGAGAGUCAGAGGAUGAUGGUGUGGUCUUAGCAUCAAUUAACAACACCAAUCCCGGCCAGUCGAGUUUCAUCCUGGUUCUUGAUGGCAAAACAUUCAAAGAGGUCGCUCGAGCAUAUGUGAAAGCUCAGCUUCAACAGGCUAUGCAUGGGUUUUUUAUCCCAGAAGGAAAUUAGGUAGUUAUGUAUAACUACUGUUGGAGAACUUCUAGAAAACUGUGCUCUCAGGUGCAGGAAUCCAUUUAAACACUGAAAAACACACUGCCGAAUGGUGUUGUGUUUUAGACAAAAGUGUGAUAGAGGUGUUCAUGGUUUCAUGGACUACCUCUGUAAAAUUAUAGGGACUGUAUUAAAAUUGAUUUUUAUAGCUAUGUUUAUUAGGAGAAAUGCAGAUUUAUUGAUUUUGUGUGCUUCAAAAUGUUAUGCAUAAUGCAUAAAGAUAUACCAUGCCAGAAUUGUUGGUUGUUGCUGUAAACAGUAUUUCAAGUGAAAGUGAAAUCGCUUUGAAAUGAGUUUUUUCUGCCUGAUGUUUUACCUCAUUACAUUUGCGAGGGGUUUUCAUUGCUGUGUCUGCAAUUUUCAUAGCUUUUUUUCUGAACAAGUGCUACAGGAGACGAUUAGGGCCACAUAUGAAAACAUUUAUUUGAGUUUAAUUUUUAAGAAUUCGGAAAAUUCUGAAUUUAGAGUCAGAAUUUAAUGUCAGAAUUCUGAGAAUAAAGUCAGAAGUCUGAAUUUCCUGGCCUCACCUGUGCGCGCUGUCACUGUGUGAAGAAUGUCCCAAACAUAACAAAAUAAGCAGAAAAUAAGACAAUACAGGCAGACAGCAGGGUCUUAACUAAAUACGCCGCCACACACUUCUAUUGGAUCACAAGUGAUGAUUGAGAGGGAUUACUUUUUUAUAAGUCUAUACAUUGUUUUUUAAAAAAUCAUUCUAGUAUACCUUUUUAAGCAUGUAUAAAUAUUACUAUUUGUUAUGUAAUCUGUAUCAUUCUGUUGUAUUGUGAUGGCAAUCAUUGUAUUUGUGCUCAUACUUUUCAUUAAAAAACAUGUUAAGUUCUGAGAUGUACUCCCAUUUUUGAGGCAAACAAGACCAUAAGAAUGAACCCAACUAACUCUUCAGAUUUAUAUUGUCAGAGUCAUAGCGUUAUCAUGGUGAUUACUGUACAUUUUAUAAUCUGUUGGCAAAGUAGAUGAGCAGGUUGGCCCUCGUCACCAAGUAGGCUAUUACUUAUCUCUCACUUGAUGAGCCGAAAUAAAUUAACUUACAAGCAAA
This is a messenger RNA of Plectropomus leopardus (leopard coralgrouper), 2702 nucleotides long. RefSeq names its product beta-carotene oxygenase 1 (gene bco1). Gene Ontology annotation, biological process: carotene catabolic process; retinal metabolic process. NCBI's taxonomy places the organism in Eukaryota, Metazoa, Chordata, Actinopteri, Perciformes, Serranidae. Gene Ontology annotation, molecular function: beta-carotene 15,15'-dioxygenase activity; carotenoid dioxygenase activity. The record is from RefSeq and is a predicted model, not a curated record.